This is a messenger RNA of Lodderomyces margitis, 1923 nucleotides long. RefSeq lists its product as uncharacterized. Bases 1 to 1923 code for a protein of 640 amino acids. The transcript has a single exon. NCBI's taxonomy places the organism in Eukaryota, Fungi, Ascomycota, Pichiomycetes, Serinales, Debaryomycetaceae. The record is from RefSeq and is a predicted model, not a curated record.
AUGCCAUUCGAUAACAACGUCAAGUAUAGAUUGCAGAGAAUACAGACUCUUAAUGCUGAACAAGAAAUCAUUCUUAAGCAAACUUGGGCUUAUAUGUUGAAAUACUUUGGAUACCCAGUUGACAUCAAUGCGCAAGAUUUGCCUUUUAAACAAUGCUAUGUUGCUUCUACUUCAACAACCAAUUUUGACGAAUCUCAGGCUAUUGCUACUGCUGGUUUAGCUAAAACAAAUACCAGGGGUUCCAUCAACUCCAACAAGUCAUCAGCUUCUAAAAAGAAGUUGGGUUUAUUUGGAUCUAAGAAAUCAUCAGGUGCUAGUGUUUCAAAUGCUUCAGGAGCUGGUACUGCCAAGGACUCUCCUUCAGCUAACUCUAAGAGGAUGCAUCAGAUUCAAACCCAAUCUUCCCAGGAAAGAUACCAACCUGUUGAUGUUCCUAGUCAAUUGUUUUAUGCUAUUUAUGCUCAUCACCACAAGGCUGCUUAUGAAUAUGCCGAUGAUUUUGAUGGUAGUUCAGCACAACCUCAACAACAACAACAACAAUUGAAUGGAUUUGCUGGUAAUGGCGGCGGUUAUAACGACUAUGACGAUUAUGACGAUGAUGAUGCUGCUUCAGUCAACUCAAUGGAAACUUUUGUUACUGCAGAAACUACAUUAACUGAUUAUGAUGACUUGCCAGCCCACAUUUUCAAUAACCACGGUGGUAAGCAAGCCAACGGUGGGGGAAACUAUGGUGGUAGAAUUGGUCAUCCUAACCAACACAGCAAGCACCGUGGUCACCAUGGUGGACACAACAAAAGCAACAAGCGUCGUUCCAGUCACCCACAACAACAACAACAACAACAACAACAAUUUGGUGGUGCUAGCAACCAAAUUGAUCUUUUCCAGGCUACUGUUAACAACCCAGUUACCGCCCAUUCUGAGAGUUCAUUUUAUCCGGCAAUGGCUCAAUACAACAACAAAGAGAUGCAUCAAGCAUUCGUCAAAGUUUUCCGUAACGAUUUAGUCGAUAACUUGGUGUUGAAGUUUGUUAGGGCUAGAAAAUGGGAUACUGAAAAGGCCCUUGCUAUGAUGUUGAAGUCCUUGAAUUGGAGAUAUCAUGAAAUGCCUACUGAUGAUUGGUUAAUGGAAAGUGAUGGACCUUCAUACUUAAAUGGUACCAACAAAGGGUUCAUCAAGAACUUCACUACUGAGAAGUCGUGGAUUAAAGGUAGAGAUAAGAAUAACAAUCCUAUUUUUAUGUUUCAAGCCAAGAAACAUUUGACUGCAGAUUCCCCCUUGCCUCAAAACCAAAGAUAUGCCGUUGUUACUAUCGAAUGGGUGAGAUUGUUCUUGAAGGAAGUUAGUGAAUCGGUUGACACCUGUACUAUUGUCUUUGAUUUGACGGGAUUUUCAUUAAAGAAUGCCGAUUAUGCCACCAUCAAGUUCCUUGCUGAUGUGUUUGAAGCGCACUACCCGGAAACUUUGGGAUUCAUCUUGAUCCACAAUGCUCCUUGGAUCUUUUCCACAGUGUGGAACAUUAUUAAAAACUGGUUAGACCCCGUUGUUGCUUCCAAGAUCCAUUUCACAAAAGAUGCCAAGGAAUUGAGCAAAUUCGUUGACCCAGCUUUGAUUCCUGAUUACUUGGGCGGUGAGGACACCACUAGAGGCUAUUACCCAAUUCCUGAACCUAAGGACGAGUUCCCACCCAAGAGGAAGGAUGCUGAAUAUGCCAGAUUGAAGAGAGAAAGAGACUUGUUGACUGCGAGAUUCUUUGAAACUACUAGGAAAUGGAUUGAGUCGACUAAUCCUCAGGUUUCAGACAGAUAUUUGAAGGAUAAACUUGACUUGAAUAUUGCCUUGUCGAGUAACUAUAUCCAAUUAGAUCCAUAUAUUAGAAACCCAGGUAUUUACGACAGGGACCACACUUUGACAGUUGGUCAUUAA